AUGAUACCUGGUGCUCUCAUGUUUCUUGUUUUUCUCAUUUCCCAUCUCUCCUUGAACACAAUUCCUCAUCUACCAUCACAUCAAAUAUCAUCGACACCAGUAAGCAUCUACCGUGAAGAUAUACUUCUAUACCUUGGCAUCAAACCAUACCUAUACACUUGCUAUCUCAAUUCCCUAUUGAAAAUUCCACUAACCCAACUCCUAGUGACUCGCUCCCACAAAAUGAACGAUCGCGAACACCAAGUCGAAGGCGCGACGGGACCCCGUGAAAACAUCCCACGCUACUUCGCCAAGUCCGGCCCAACUGACGCUGAUCCGCGCAAGACAAAGAAGGACGGGGGUGGCAAAGGCAAUUGGGGCCGAUCGGGCGACGAAAUGCAAGACACUGACUACUCGUUCGCCAAUGCCAGGCGUCGCUCCAACAGCAGCACCCAAGGUCUGGCCGACUUCAACACUAAGUUCGAGGCUAUUGACCCAGAGCCGGUGUUCGAGGAAGAGAUCCUUGGUGAAGCUGAUGUGGCUGCCGGGAAUGAUAAUCCCGUGACCAAGGUCGAUACUGUCAGCAGCAACGAUAGCGAGGCUGAUCGUGAGGGCAGGAAGUAUUAA
Messenger RNA from Penicillium psychrosexuale, 606 nucleotides. RefSeq lists its product as uncharacterized. Bases 1 to 606 code for a protein of 201 amino acids. The record is from RefSeq and is a predicted model, not a curated record. The transcript is spliced from 2 exons. NCBI's taxonomy places the organism in Eukaryota, Fungi, Ascomycota, Eurotiomycetes, Eurotiales, Aspergillaceae.